This is a messenger RNA of Xenopus laevis (African clawed frog), 2910 nucleotides long. RefSeq names its product MGAT4 family member G S homeolog (gene mgat4g.S). The coding region runs from base 970 to 2370 and encodes 466 amino acids. The transcript is spliced from 3 exons. NCBI's taxonomy places the organism in Eukaryota, Metazoa, Chordata, Amphibia, Anura, Pipidae. Gene Ontology annotation, biological process: protein N-linked glycosylation. The record is from RefSeq and is a predicted model, not a curated record. Gene Ontology annotation, molecular function: acetylglucosaminyltransferase activity.
CUGAUGGGAAUGUGACAGGGACCUUAGAUUGUAAACUCACUGGGACAGGGACUGAUGGGAAUGUGAUAAGGACCAUAGAUUGUAAGAUGAAUGUGACAUAGGCUGAUGGGAAUUUGAUAGGGACCAUAGAUUGUAUCCAAAAAUGUAUAUGCAGAUCAGCGCCUACAGCAACAGAGAAAGAAACAGAAAAAAAUAUGUUUCAAUAUCACACCAACACCGAGUGUCCAGGUUUUUUUUUAGGUGUAUUUCCCCUUUAAAUUUCCACUCUUAUUGUCAUUGGGGCGGUUAAUUUUAUGUGAGGUGCAUUGAUUAGACAUGAUUAGAUCAUGUGAUUCUAUAACUUAUGUAUAGAUCGACUUCUUUGCAGUAAGCCAAACCUGAAAUGCAUAAGGGACACUUGCUUGGUGUGAAAGCGGCAACAGCUGCCCCCAGGAAAAAGAAAAUUGUUCUGGAUUGUCAAAAAUCCAAUAGGUGCCACCAAACCCACUAAUCUGUAAGUGACAGGCACCAAAACACCGGGUCAUUUGUUAAGCUGAAGCACUGAGAUGGGGUCCAGCGCCACCCCCAGUUCAAAUAACCUUGUUUCAGACAGGAAGGUGCAAUAUCCACUUAUAAAUGAGCAGUAGCUUCAGCUAUGGAUUAAAAUUAAGGAUUGUCAUUGCCUCACUGUUUGAACUGUAAAAAUAAAAGGGAGUCGCCCUAAUACCUGUAAAUUACCCCGACUUCCGUGUGAUUAGCAAGUGAGAACAUAUUGCACUAAUGUCUCGUCCAUAAGCGUAUAAGGUUUAGGUUGCACAAACGAUGUCCCACCCACCUACCCACCCACGUGCAGGAAAGACACGCCCUGAUUAGGUUUAACUUUAAUUUCCCCUGCUGGUUUUUUUAUUGUUCUUGUUAGGACCUGCCUGGGAUCAGCUCUAUAUUUCAGUUUCCCACAAUCGCUUUGUUUUUUUUUUUAUUUUUUGGAAGAUGAGAAUUUGGCACUUUUCUCAAUUAUUCUUCGUGGUGACGUUUAUACUCUGCCUGACCGUCUUGUUAAAGAAAGAGGGGAUGGAGUGUAACUGCGUGGAUUCUGUCCAGAAGAGAGAAGACUUCGAGGAACAGUUAUUGCAAAGGAGUAAAGGAUCGAACACAUGUUCCCCCCAAAGCUUUUCUGUGAGGCAAGACGUGUUGGGUGUCCUUCACAUUCCAUACAAUUAUCUUCUGGGAACUUCCGGCACUGGAAAACGGUUCUUGACCGUCGGGAUUUCGUCUGUGGAGAGAAAAAAGCAGAACUACUUGCUGGAAACCAUUGACUCCGUUUUCAGUCACCUGAACCCCGAGGAACUGGAAGAGGUCUGUCUUGUUGUAUUUUUGGCCAACCAAGAUCAAUCCCUAAAUUUAAACAUGGCCCGGAAGAUUCAAGAGAAAUUUGCUUCUGCUAUUAAUGCCGGGCUCUUGAUUGUCAUCAGUACCUCUUUCCAAAAUUAUCCACCGUUGGACAACUUGAAAAGGAAUUACAAUGAUCUGCCGGACCGGGUCAAGUUUAGGUCAAAGCAGAAUGUGGAUUAUGCUUUUCUGGUGAAUUUCUGUGCUAAUUUGUCCAAGUUCUACCUCAUGCUAGAGGAUGACGUCUCUUGCGCCCACAAUUUCCUGACCAAGAUUAAAAUGAGCAUAGAGUCUCAGAGGACCUCUUGGACCACCAUCACCUUCUCAAGCCUGGGAUACAUUGGGAAGCUCUAUCACAGCGUAGACCUUCCCAAACUCGCCCGUUUCUUGCUGCUGUUUUAUGAUGAAAUGCCAUGUGAUUGGUUGUUGGACCAUUUCUACAGAUCAAAAGCCCAACAGGAGAUGAUUCGGAUCAAACCAUCGCUCUUCCAGCACAUGGGGACGUAUUCUUCCUUUCAAAAUAGCCAUAACAAGUUGAAGGACAAAGAAUUUAUGGAAGUGGUAGAAAAGUUUGGAGACAGCCCACCGGCCUCUUGUUUCACCAAUAUAGAAGCGUAUUUAGAUCAUGUGGCAGAUAAUGUUUGCUUUGUAGGUCCUAAUUUCUUCUGGGGUAAGGAUUUGACUCCUUCUAGUCACUUCACCAUGGUCUUCCAGAAACCUAUUAACAUAGAGAAGGUCACUAUUAUCACAGGAUCGGCGGAUCAUCCAGGCGAUGUGCUGAGAUCAGGGUACGUACAACUGGGACAACAGAAGGUUACUGACAAUGGUCACCAGACUUGCAAAGACUUCACAAACAUUGGGGACUUUCAUAGUGGGGUAUUUAGCAACAAUAAUAUAAACAACCCAAUGGGGGGGAACAUUGACUGCUUGAAGGUACACGUUUCUGCCACUCAAGAACACUGGCUUUUAAUACAGAAAGUUGGUGUUUGGAUAAGAAAGUAAAACUCACAUAACGUUUAAGGAAAGACUGCACUGUCAGGGUUUAUUGGGUCAGUUCUGAUCAAACCUUGGGCCCCUGAUGGAAAUGGUAUUUUGGGGAAUGGGAGUUUUGUGUGGGGGGGGGGAUUUGUGAAGACUAAAAUGUAUUUUUGUAUUUAAUGUACAAAAGUAUUUUAACACAUUCUGGUUUGUUUAUUUGAUUAAUAACAUCUACACUACAAGUGACCGUAUUGUACAUUGACAGCAAAAAUUCACCGGCACACAGGUAAUGCAAGCAGGUUAUACCUUGCUUAAGAUUUAUUUCAGCAUGCAACGAUUCGGGGUUACCCCCUUUGUCAAGCAACCAAUCACAGACUGCACAAAAUAAUUUAUAGAUUAAACAAAUCACAUGGUAUAAUGCGUGGGCGUGGACAAAAGUGAAAGUGAAAAUAAUCAAAGUUAGAAAAAGGUCAUCUUAUGCAAUCAGUGUCAGACUGGGAUACCAGGGGCCAACCCAAAAACCUUAUACCAGGGGCCCACCAUAACACCUUAGACCAGGGGCCC